Molecule: messenger RNA, 420 nt
Organism: Sphenostylis stenocarpa
Lineage: Eukaryota; Viridiplantae; Streptophyta; Magnoliopsida; Fabales; Fabaceae
Source: the annotation of a GenBank genome assembly
AUGCAAUCUUCUACAGCCUUAGCUCGAUAUGAUGAGUCAUUAGGGUCUGAUAAUGAACGUGACCUUACCAAAGUGGAUGAAGAAACCUUUCUGGAGGAUCUCCUUCCCAUAGAAACAACUCUAAUGGAACUUGCUACCUUUGCUCCAAGCCGUAGUAGGAAUCUCACAGGUGACAAUAAAGGGUCUUUGGGCAUUCUUGAGAAACUCCAACUUCCAAUGACCCUCUUCCUGUUUCCUAAUACACUAUGUUUGAAAAACAUGGUUGGUUUCUCAUUCACAUCAGGACUGAAGCUCACUCUCUUACAUUUUCUCAACAUUUUGAAGAAUAAUGCAAGACUUCCAAUUGCACAAAAAGCCAAUUAUUUCAAAUUUUGUUUGUCUGACAGAGAGAAAGUGAAGCAGAGAGGGAGUAGCUGCUAG